AUGUCUCCGCCUAUCGUCUUGUGUGCGCUGAAAACGGCACCGAGAAAACAGCGUGCUUGGGACGUGGUUCACGUAUCCGAGGCCUCACCCAUGCCUAUUUAUUACGAAGGCCAUGAUAUCGUGAUUGUACAGGUUUCUCCGGAAUCUAUCACAGGACAAUACACAUUCGAUAUGCGUAGUAAAUACCAGUCCCGAAAAGCCUUGCAAGCGGCACGCAUACAGUUAAUACAUGAGAUUAAGAAGGACCGUUACAACAUGUUGCUGGGUGAAGCGUAG
This is a messenger RNA of Rhizoctonia solani, 276 nucleotides long. RefSeq lists its product as uncharacterized. Lineage: Eukaryota; Fungi; Basidiomycota; Agaricomycetes; Cantharellales; Ceratobasidiaceae. The transcript is spliced from 2 exons. The record is from RefSeq and is a predicted model, not a curated record. The coding region runs from base 1 to 276 and encodes 91 amino acids.